Molecule: messenger RNA, 550 nt
Organism: Eremomyces bilateralis CBS 781.70
Lineage: Eukaryota; Fungi; Ascomycota; Dothideomycetes; Eremomycetales; Eremomycetaceae
Exons: 1
Coding region: 91-417 (108 amino acids)
Source: RefSeq, a predicted model, not a curated record
GGGUUUGUCUACGUGUUCCAUGCUGAUUGGUCCUUCAUAUUGCACCAUUCCAGUGUGCAGUAUUUAUAUUUUAUCGUUCUAUAUCGUUCUAUGUCAUUCUAUUCCAUUUCAUUCUAUUUCAUUUCAUUCUGUUUCAUAUCAUUCCGUUUCAUUUUAUCCCGUUUCAUUUCAUCCCGUUUCACUAGUACUACCUAUAAUGCGCCCUCCGCAUAUGGAAGAAGCACGCUGUUAAGUCAGUCGCGUGAUGAUUCGGCACAAGCUUUUCAACGUGUUAGAGAACUAACGCCUCAAGCCUCACGGUAUACUCACAGCCAAUGGAAGAUAAGCUUCACUAGCUUAUCGUUACCAACAUGUCGGAUUGAUGCGAAAAUAGGGAUAUCUUCAUAUGCGAAGGGGCUGGUCGGCACUCCGACAUGACGAUCAUAAUGCUCUCGACUUAUGCUUGGAUAUAAAUACGGGAACAAAAGGGAAUGGAAAGCUGAGUUACCAGUCCUUACUUCAAAUCGGGCACCGAAAGAAGUGUUUAUAACUAAUUCUGCCUUUCUCUAUA